UGUGAUACCACCGAUCGACGGAAAGCCGGCCUUGCUGUACGUCACCACCGGGGAAGGCCUUCUCCUCUCGUCUCGACGUCUCCUCUCCUCCUCCAAAUCGAGAGGCCAUAGAGAGAGAGGGUCAGAGAGAGAAACCUAGCCCCUUGAAUGGAGGACUCGAACGGCGCCGAGAUCAAGGCCCCGCCGCCAGUCCAGCGACGCCCGCCGCGCCCGCGUGGAGGCGGCUUCACCCCCGAGGGCUUCGUGGCCGCGCUUCGCCGCCGGCUGAGCUCCGGUGCCGCGGUGGCCGCGCGUGCCAGCUUCGCGGCGGACUCUGGGGACGAGUCCGGCCCCCCCGAGCCCUCCUCGUCGCACAGCCGCCGCGACUCAAGCGGGGACACCUCGUCCGCCGGCGGCCCCGGGGACUUCACCGCGUUCAGCUUCCGCGCGGCUGCCCCAGUCCACCGGAAGGCGAAGGAGAGUCCCCUGAGCUCCGACGCCAUCUUCAAGCAGAGUCAUGCAGGCCUUUUCAAUCUGUGCAUUGUUGUUCUCGUUGCAGUGAACGGCAGGCUGAUUAUUGAGAACUUAAUGAAGUAUGGCUUAUUAAUACGAGCUGGCUUUUGGUUCAACUCUACAUCAUUGCGGGACUGGCCACUUCUAAUGUGCUGCCUUAGUCUACCAGCCUUCCCCCUUGGUGCAUUUUCAGUUGAGCAGUUGGCGUUCCGUAAUGUUAUUACUGAUGCUGUUGCUACCUGUCUUCAUAUCAUUCUUACAACAGCUGAAAUUGUAUAUCCUGUGCUUGUCAUUCUUAUGUGUGAUUCUGCGGUUGUGUCUGGUUUUUUGUUGAUGUUUAUUGCAUGCAUUGUUUGGCUGAAGCUCGUAUCUUUUGCCCAUACAAACCAUGACAUAAGGCAAUUAACCAUUAGUGGUAAGAAGGUUGAUAAUGCACCCAGCACAGAUGACAUGGAUAGUUUACAAGCUCCAACUUUAGGGAGCCUAGUAUACUUCAUGAUGGCUCCAACACUGUGCUAUCAGCCAAGUUAUCCUCGAACUGAAAAUGUUAGAAAAGGGUGGCUGAUUCGUCAAAUUAUUCUGUACUUGAUAUUUACAGGUAUUCAAGGUUUCAUUAUUGAGCAGUACAUAAAUCCAAUCGUCGUGAACUCUCAACAUCCAUUGAAAGGCGGACUUCUGAAUGCUAUAGAGACUGUUCUGAGGCUCUCAUUACCAAAUGUUUACUUAUGGCUUUGCAUGUUCUAUUGCUUUUUCCAUCUCUGGUUAAAUAUACUUGCUGAGAUUCUUCGUUUUGGUGACCGUGAAUUCUACAAAGACUGGUGGAAUGCAAAAACAAUUGAUGAGUAUUGGCGAAAAUGGAACAUGCCCGUGCAUAAAUGGAUUGUUCGUCAUAUAUAUUUUCCUUGCAUGCGAAGUGGUAUAUCGAAGGUAAAUUGCAAUAUGUUAAACUGCUAUGCUGGGCAUGCGUUGUACAUAGUUUAUGUUUGGUCAUUUGUGCUGUUUUUCUUGCAGGAAGUUGCUGUUUUUGUAUCAUUUUUUGUAUCUGCCGUGCUCCAUGAGCUUGUUGUUGCUGUCCCCUGCCGAAUUCUCAAGUUCUGGGCAUUCUUAGGGAUCAUGCUGCAGAUCCCCCUUAUCACAUUGACAUCAUGCCUCAAAAACAAAUUCAGGGAUACAAUGGCCGGCAACAUGAUAUUUUGGUUCUUUUUCUGCAUCUACGGCCAGCCUAUGUGCGUUCUCCUGUACUACCAUGAUGUGAUGAACAGGAUUGGGAAGACAGAAUAGAGCCACAUAUUCUUUCUUAUUCCACUUUGGACCAACGGAUUCAGAGAAGCAAUAAUAUGUACAACAUGAAACCGCAUAAUUUCUUACACUGCAACAAUCUUUCUUGGAAAAUCUAGCAGCUAACUAGUCGUGGGCAUUAUUGUACAUGUACAUAAGCUUAUGUUUUUCACAUUCUACUUGUA
Messenger RNA from Triticum aestivum (bread wheat), 1955 nucleotides. Its product is annotated as diacylglycerol O-acyltransferase 1-1. Bases 148 to 1773 code for a protein of 541 amino acids. Gene Ontology annotation, cellular component: chloroplast envelope; endoplasmic reticulum membrane. Gene Ontology annotation, molecular function: diacylglycerol O-acyltransferase activity. The record is from RefSeq and is a predicted model, not a curated record. The transcript is spliced from 15 exons. Lineage: Eukaryota; Viridiplantae; Streptophyta; Magnoliopsida; Poales; Poaceae. Gene Ontology annotation, biological process: triglyceride biosynthetic process.